Lobosporangium transversale is the source of this 1642-nucleotide messenger RNA. RefSeq lists its product as hypothetical. Bases 93 to 1610 code for a protein of 505 amino acids. The record is from RefSeq and is a predicted model, not a curated record. The transcript is spliced from 2 exons. Lineage: Eukaryota; Fungi; Mortierellomycota; Mortierellomycetes; Mortierellales; Mortierellaceae.
CCUUGCUCCCCCCUUCUUUUUUUUGGCUUUGGGAUCCUUCAUUUCAAGGAGCUUCUUUGUUAGUUUUUUGUUUUUGUUUUGAGAGAUCAGCAAUGUCCUCUUCGUUCUCCGCCAAAGCCAAGGCUGGGUCCCUUUGGCCAUCCAUGUCCUUCUUUUCUUUUGCUCCUCGUAUGUCUUUCUCACCCUUUUCCUCCUUGCGACCCCCUUCGCCCUCUUCCCUCUUGUUAAUCCUCUCCAUCAGCUCAUUCAUCUGCAUCGCUCUUGCAGAGUCUGCACCCUCCUUGUCUCCAGCAACUGCCUCCAUCUCUACAUUCUCGAAAUCGCUUGUCCAAACCCAGACUCAGGUCUUGAAUAUACCCUCUGAAACGAAAGUCCUAGUUCAAAGCUCUGAAGAAGAAAUCGGCUCCCCACUUGAACCUUCCAUCAUCCACCUACAGAAACGACAGAAUCCUUCCACAACUAAACCCAAAAAUCCCUCUGCUACCAUGCCUACACCCUCACCCUCACCCUCACCAUCGCAGAUUGUAGCCCUUGCAGACAGCAAAGGUGAUAUGGCCCUUUUUGGAAAACCAUCUGUGAUUGGAGCCUACAAUCUAACCUCGGGCAUCUUGAUUUACAGUGCAUUUUUGAUUCUCUUUAUUGGCGCCGUUGGAUCUGCCACCUGGAGGCGUGCCAAAUAUCGAGAUCAAUUUCGGCUUCAGCAGCAAAAUAACAUGGAAAGCGGUCGAACAGGUCCUGGAAAAGGCUCUAAGAAAGAUGGUGAUGGAGAGUUGUCCAAGCAGGCAUCCAUUAGCAAGCGUGCCUUAAUGAAAGACAUGGGACCUGGAGGAGUGCUAGGUGCCAAUGAGGAUAUUCAGACAAAGAUCGCAGCUGCUAAUGGAGCUGGACGUUCAUUCGAAGAUAGGGACGUUAAUCAGUCUGGCCUCGCUGUCCGCUUUGGGGAGAGCAACGGAAAUAACAAGCCAUCCGCUGGAGCUACUGGUCGUACUGGAGGCAUGAAAAAGACAAAUAAAGGCGACCCUCAUCAAGAAGGUUAUGAGAUGAAUUCGUAUGGACAACCCGGUUCAGCGUCUUACUAUCAGGACAAUCAUGAUACCACCGACUAUAGCCGCCCACCAUUAACAGAAUCUGCAGAUGCAUAUUAUUCUUCUGGAAGUUCUCACUCUGGUUAUCUGGAACAAAUGGAAGACUAUAAUUCUCCAAAGUCCAAGGCUACUUCCUCACCACAACCUCAGUACUCGCAACCCAUUUUUGUCCAGCGUACCAAUUCGAGUCGAAUGCCAAAGGCAGAAUAUCAUGAUGGUAGUCACAUGAGGAGUAACUCGAACGGCAACGCCCAGGUCUCACGGAUAGCCACACAAGGACUGCUGGAUCGGUCCGGAUCCGGUGGACGGUCAGGCGCAAACUCUCCUAUUGAUGGAGGCAUCUCACGUACGGGAAGUAGCGCCAGCUCUGGUCGGACACGUGUUGCACCCAGCCCAACGUUGAUGCAUCCAACACCCAUUGCACGGUCUAACAGCGCAAGACUACCUCCUUCUAUGCGUAUAAAUACCUCUCAAACUUCUUCCAAUCUUAGUCAACAAAACAGCAACUAUAAUAACUAUUCGUAAAGUAUGUUGGCUCUGAGUACGAACCAUGACAA